AAUUAAUCCGUUUUACCAUGCGAAUAUAGGCUUCUAUGUUUGGAAUUAUUCUUAUUUCAGCCUUAGUGCUGGCUUAAACUAAUGUGGAAUUGAGUGAGAUUGAAGCCAAUCCCAUACCUACAAUGGUUAAUUUUGAUGGCUAUCAAAGAAAUGCCGAUUAAACAGAAUAAGAGCAGACGCAUUUUGAUUUCGCUGACUCUUUCACUCAUUCAAACACUGAGACGAUUUAAAACGUUGAAAACAAUAAAUCUAUUGAAGAUCCUAAUAAUUUUUUUUUAGACAAUCAGAAUAUUUCCACUCUAAAUUCUGAAAUAACUUCAAUGUCCACCAAUGAAAAUUAAAUUUAAGGUUCAAACGAUAUCCCACAAUUAGAUAUGAUUGAUACUGAAGGUACUUAAGUACUUAGCUAAUAAGAUUUAAAUAACAUAUCUGAAACUCAAUAGAAUGCUGAAAACUCAGAUUGCAUAGUAAUCUAUUCAUAAUGUCAUUACAAAGGAGAGUCACUUAAAUUAUGCGAAUCCCAAAGAGAUAUUGACAAUUUCGACCAUGACAUUAGAUCAAUUCAAAUACCCAAAGGAUAUUCAGUGAGACUGUAUAAUAAGGAAGAUUUCACAGGAGAGAAAAUCAUAUUGAAGGAAAGUCAAGAAUGUCUGAUUAAACCAUUAGCACUUACAUAGUUGUAUGAGAGGUAAUCUGAUAAAUUUACGAUCCUGGCUUAAAAUUUGAAUUUAAGGGGAAUCUGAUUGGGAAAUAUUCAAUUAAAUCAAAUUCAUAAUUAUACAA
Molecule: messenger RNA, 783 nt
Organism: Paramecium tetraurelia
Lineage: Eukaryota; Ciliophora; Oligohymenophorea; Peniculida; Parameciidae
Exons: 4
Source: RefSeq, a predicted model, not a curated record